AUGGGAAUAUACUCUAAGACGGUUGCUGUGUCACUCAUUGUCUCGUUCCUGUUGUUCUUUUCUGCCUCUGCUGAGCGCAAUGAUGGUACAUUCAGAGUUGGUCUGAAAAAGCUCAAGUUGGACCCCAAAAACCGUCUUGCAGCACGUGUUGGUUCCAAGCAAGAGAAGCCCCUGAGAGCUUACAGUCUUGGAGAUUCUGGAGAUGCUGAUAUUGUCACACUGAAGAAUUACUUGGAUGCUCAGUACUAUGGUGAGAUCGCUAUUGGUACUCCACCGCAGAAGUUCACAGUGGUUUUUGACACCGGAAGCUCUAACCUCUGGGUGCCUUCAUCAAAAUGCUAUUUCUCUAUUGCAUGUAUCCUCCAUUCCAAAUACAAGUCGUCUCGCUCGAGCUCAUAUGAGAAGAAUGGAAAGUCUGCCGCAAUCCAUUAUGGAACUGGCGCAAUUGCUGGUUUCUUCAGUAAUGAUGCCGUCACUGUUGGCGAUUUAGUUAUCAAGGAUCAGGAGUUUAUUGAGGCAACCAAGGAGCCUGGUUUGACAUUUGUUGUAGCUAAGUUUGAUGGUAUCCUUGGUCUUGGAUUCCAAGAGAUCUCUGUUGGAAAUGCCCCUCCUGUUUGGUACAACAUGCUCAAGCAAGGCCUUCUCAAGGAGCCGGUGUUUUCAUUUUGGCUUAACCGUAACGCCGCGGAUGAUGAAGGUGGUGAACUUGUAUUUGGAGGUGUUGAUCCAAAACAUUUCAAGGGAAAACAUACGUACGUCCCUGUGACACAAAAGGGUUACUGGCAGUUUGACAUGGGUGAUGUUCUCAUUGGCAAUGCACCCACUGGAUUCUGCGAAAAUGGCUGUUCUGCGAUAGCAGAUUCUGGAACAUCUUUGCUUGCGGGUCCAACACCUAUUAUCACCAUGAUAAACCAUGCUAUUGGAGCAGCUGGAGUUGUUAGCCAGCAGUGCAAGACUGUUGUGGAUCAGUACGGGCAGACCAUUUUGGAUUUGCUUUUGUCUGAGGCCCAACCGAAGAAAAUCUGCUCGCAGAUUGGCCUGUGCACUUUCAAUGGUCAACGUGGUGUCAGUAUGGGAAUCGCGUCGGUGGUGGACAAGGAAAACGCCAAAUUGUCAAACGGUGUAGGAGAUGCCGCAUGUUCUGCAUGUGAGAUGGCAGUUGUUUGGAUACAGAGCCAGUUGAGGCAGAACAUGACUCAGGAGCGCAUAUUGGACUAUGUCAACGACCUAUGCGAGCGUCUUCCCAGCCCAAUGGGAGAGUCUGCAGUGGACUGUGCAAACCUCUCGACCAUGCCAACUGUUUCACUCACUAUUGGAGGCAAAAUCUUUGAUCUUUCUCCAGAAGAGUAUGUUCUGAAGGUUGGUGAGGGCCCUGCGGCACAGUGCAUCAGUGGCUUUAUCGCUCUCGAUGUUGCUCCACCUCGUGGACCUCUCUGGAUCUUGGGAGAUGUGUUCAUGGGCAAAUACCACACCGUGUUCGACUUUGGAAACGAGCAGGUCGGGUUUGCCGAAGCAGCGUAA
Molecule: messenger RNA, 1521 nt
Organism: Microthlaspi erraticum
Lineage: Eukaryota; Viridiplantae; Streptophyta; Magnoliopsida; Brassicales; Brassicaceae
Source: the annotation of a GenBank genome assembly